This is a messenger RNA of Emericellopsis cladophorae, 843 nucleotides long. Its product is annotated as Prohibitin-like protein. Gene Ontology annotation, biological process: mitochondrion organization. Bases 1 to 843 code for a protein of 280 amino acids. Gene Ontology annotation, cellular component: mitochondrion; membrane. The record is from RefSeq and is a predicted model, not a curated record. Lineage: Eukaryota; Fungi; Ascomycota; Sordariomycetes; Hypocreales; Bionectriaceae. The transcript is spliced from 2 exons.
AUGGCCAACAUUGCACGGGCUCUCAACUUUACCUACCGCCUCGCGGUCCCAGCCACCGUCGGCGCCUUCUUCGCGAGCCAGGCCAUCUACGAUGUCAAAGGCGGGACUCGCGCCGUCAUCUUCGACAGGCUUUCCGGUGUCAAGGAGGACGUCAUCAACGAGGGCACGCACUUCCUAGUCCCGUGGCUGCAGCGUAGCAUCAUCUUUGAUGUGCGUACCAAGCCAAGGAGUAUCUCAACGACGACCGGCAGCAAGGAUCUGCAGAUGGUCAGCUUGACGCUCCGUGUGCUGCAUCGACCAAACGUGCAAGCGCUCCCCAAGAUUUACCAGAACCUCGGCGCCGAUUACGAUGAGCGUGUCCUCCCGUCCAUCGGCAACGAAGUCCUCAAGGCUAUUGUCGCCCAGUUCGAUGCUGCCGAGCUGAUCACCCAGCGUGAGGCCGUAUCCCAGCGCAUCCGAAGCGAUCUCACCCGCCGUGCCGCCGAAUUCAACAUUGCCCUCGAGGACGUUUCCAUCACCCACAUGACUUUUGGUCGCGAAUUCACAAAGGCUGUCGAGCAGAAGCAAAUUGCCCAGCAGGAUGCCGAGCGAGCACGCUUCAUCGUUGAGAAGGCCGAGCAGGAGCGACAGGCGAACGUUAUCCGCGCAGAGGGUGAGGCCGAGAGUGCCGAAGAGAUCAGCAAGGCGAUUGCAAAGAGUGGUGACGGCUUGAUCCAGAUCCGAAAGAUCGAGGCGAGCAGGGAGAUUGCCCAAACAUUGGCAUCCAACCCCAAUGUCGCAUACUUGCCGGGUGGUGCUGGGAAACAGGGUGGUCAGUACCUCUUGUCGGUUGGCAGGGCGUAA